GCCGGCUGCGUGCGAGACGAGUCGCUGAGCGCGGCCUUCUCGCCGCCCUUCUCUCCUCCCCCACUUCCUGCCGGGCCGGCCGCGGGCCGCACCUGCAGGAGCGCCCUCCCCAUUGGUGACAUCUUGGCGGGCCCAGCGGAGGCACUUCCUCCUCUGCACCCCGUGACCCGCGUCCGCUGCCGGCCUCGGUCACGCGGCUCCCCUUCCCGGACUCCGGACCCUGCGCCCCUCCGCCCAACGGCCUUCCCGACGUGGUGCAGAACAAACGGAGCACGCACUUGGACUUUCCCCGGAGCCCUCUGCGUUGUUAAGCCUCGGGUGAAAUUGGGGGGUGUGUGGCUGUGAGCCGCGGCGCCUGCUGGAUGAAAAUAGAAACCAGUCCUGCUCUCCGCGGUGGACAAUUCGUUACCUACCAGAGUGUCCCCCACUGAAGGCAUCCGUGGUGGUUUUUCAAGCCACGAAAAACUGCACCCAGACUUGUCUGACAUCUGCCCUGUCACGUGUCCAUGAUGCUGGGCCCUGAGGGAGGUGAAGGCUUUGUGGUCAAGCUCCGUGGCCUGCCCUGGUCCUGCUCUAUUGAAGAUGUGCAGAACUUCCUAUCUGACUGCACAAUUCGUGAUGGGACUGCAGGUGUCCAUUUCAUCUAUACUAGAGAAGGCAGGCAGAGUGGUGAGGCUUUUGUUGAACUUGAAACAGAAGAUGAUGUAAAAAUGGCCCUGAAAAAAGACAGAGAAAGCAUGGGACACCGGUACAUUGAGGUAUUCAAGUCCCACAGAACCGAGAUGGACUGGGUGUUGAAGCACAGUGGUCCCAACAGCGCCGACACUGCCAACGAUGGCUUCGUCCGCCUUCGGGGACUCCCAUUUGGAUGCACAAAGGAAGAAAUUGUUCAGUUCUUCUCAGGGUUAGAAAUCGUGCCAAAUGGGAUCACUUUGCCUGUGGACCCCGAGGGCAAGAUUACAGGGGAAGCUUUUGUGCAGUUUGCCUCGCAGGAGUUAGCUGAGAAGGCUCUCGGGAAGCACAAGGAGAGAAUAGGGCACAGGUAUAUUGAAGUGUUCAAGAGCAGUCAGGAGGAGGUUAGGUCAUACUCAGAUCCCCCUCUGAAGUUCAUGUCUGUGCAGCGGCCAGGCCCCUAUGACCGGCCUGGCACAGCCAGGAGGUACAUUGGUAUCGUGAAGCAAGCAGGCCUGGAGAGGAUGAGACCUGGUGCUUACAGUGCGGGCUAUGGAGGCUACGAGGAGUACAGUGGCCUCAGCGACGGCUAUGGCUUCACCACUGACCUGUUUGGGAGAGACCUCAGUUAUUGUCUCUCAGGCAUGUAUGACCACAGAUAUGGAGACAGUGAGUUCACCGUGCAGGGCACCACCGGCCACUGUGUUCACAUGAGGGGGCUGCCAUACAAAGCGACCGAGAAUGACAUUUACAACUUCUUCUCUCCACUCAACCCUGUGAGAGUCCACAUUGAGAUCGGCCCUGAUGGAAGAGUGACGGGUGAAGCAGACGUUGAGUUUGCCACUCACGAAGAAGCCGUGGCAGCUAUGUCCAAAGACAGGGCCAACAUGCAGCACAGAUACAUAGAACUCUUUCUGAAUUCGACUACAACAGGGGCCAGCAACGGGGCUUACACUAGCCAGGUGAUGCAAGGUAUGGGGGUGUCCGCAGCCCAGGCCUCCUACAGCGGCCUGGAGAGCCCAGCGGUGAGUGGCUGUUACGGGACCAGCUACAGUGGUCAGAACAGCAUGGGUGGAUACGACUAGCUUUGUAGGAGCAUUGAAGUUAUUUCAGUCAAAUUUUCACAGGCAGCCAAUGAGCAGUGAAGAGCAGUUCUAACUCUAGAGGAAGCUGGGGGACCCAUUUCGCACCAUUAGUUUGUGAAAUCUGGACUAAAAGAUUACCUCUUCAGUGUUUUCUCAUGCAGGCUUUUCUUCUAGCAUGUGAUAGUGCGUAAGCUAAAACUAUUUUCAGCUUUUCUCAAUUAACAUUUUGGUAGUAGUCUUCAGUGAUGUUAUCUGAGUUUAAAAAAGUUUAAGUAUGUUAAAUGUGGAUCUUUCACACCGCAUCACAGUGAACACUUUGGGGAGAUGUGCUUUUUUGGAAAACUCAAAGGUGCUAGAUCCCCACUUCAAAGACAAACUUUUCUCAUGCUGGUUCAUUCUCGUUUAUAUUUUCAUUUAAAAUCUUUUAGGUUAAGUUUAAGCUUUUAAAAGUUAGAUUUGAGAAUUGAGACACAAUACUAAUACUGUAGGAAUUGGUGAGGCCUUGACUUAAUAGCUUUCUUUGUACUGUGAUUUCUUUUGGGUGUAUUUUGCUAAGUGAAACUUGUUAAACUUUUUGUUAACUAAAUUUUUUCUUAAAAUAAAGAGUUUUUCACGAUGA
Messenger RNA from Galeopterus variegatus (Sunda flying lemur), 2376 nucleotides. RefSeq names its product heterogeneous nuclear ribonucleoprotein F (gene HNRNPF). Lineage: Eukaryota; Metazoa; Chordata; Mammalia; Dermoptera; Cynocephalidae. The transcript has 4 exons. Gene Ontology annotation, molecular function: RNA binding. The record is from RefSeq and is a predicted model, not a curated record. Gene Ontology annotation, biological process: regulation of RNA splicing. The coding region runs from base 507 to 1757 and encodes 416 amino acids. Gene Ontology annotation, cellular component: ribonucleoprotein complex; nucleoplasm.